This is a messenger RNA of Echinops telfairi (small Madagascar hedgehog), 1233 nucleotides long. RefSeq names its product mitochondrial ribosomal protein L40 (gene MRPL40). Gene Ontology annotation, cellular component: mitochondrial large ribosomal subunit; mitochondrial ribosome. The record is from RefSeq and is a predicted model, not a curated record. Bases 511 to 1131 code for a protein of 206 amino acids. NCBI's taxonomy places the organism in Eukaryota, Metazoa, Chordata, Mammalia, Afrosoricida, Tenrecidae. The transcript has 4 exons.
GAGGGAGCCAGCGGCCCUGAGCGCGGAGGAGUGCAGGGGAACCAGCCUUCCCAGAGCCCGAGUCGUGCCGGAGGCUUUGCAGAGGAAGCCAAGGCGUGCGCGUUUAUUGGAAAGAGCGGGACAGUUUUCACGAACGUGGGCACUUGAGUCUGGAGGAGCCCCAAGACGUCCGGAGGAUACUAGGGUUUCUCUGUGAGGCUCGGACCGUCGCGCGGGCACAAACAAACCCGGCAGGGAACCGCUGCGGACCCAGCUGUGCCCGCGGCGUCUGUAGGUGCGGAAGGGAAGACCCCGCGCGAAGCUCGGGGCUGAGCGCUCGGGGCGUGGCCGCGCUGGCGGGACGCCCUGGGCGGGGCUGCGUCAGAGGCGGAGCCAGAGGCAGGCGGAUUCUCCGUGACCGGAACGUGAAAGCUCGCCGCGGCUCGUAGAUCGGACGUCUGCAGUUGCACCGCGGGUCGGAACGCCGAAGGACGCGCGCCCGGAAGCCGCCCGCCAGCGGCUGGAGGAACUAUGGCUGCCGUGGUCCUUGGGCCCGUCGCGCGCGCUCUGCACUCUAGGAGUUGGCACCUGGGGAUCUGGCAGACUCAGAUUAGAGAGACCCACCAGCGAGUUUCUAUGUUUUCCUUUUGGGAACUCAUUCCGAUGAGAGCUGAACCUCUUCGGAAGAAGAAAAAGGUUGACCCCAAAAAAGACCAAGCAGCAAAGGACCGUUUAAAGAAGAAGAUCAGACGCCUGGAGAAAGCGAGCCAGGAGCUAGUUCCCAUAGAAGAUUUCAUCACCCCUGUGAAGUUUUUAGACAAAGCCAGACAUCGGUCCCCGGUAGAGCUCUCUGAAGAGGAAGCUGAGCACCGUGCACUGCUUUUCAAGAAGUGGUCCCAGUACAAGCAGCAAGAGCAUGAAACAGAGCGGGGCACCACCCGGUCCCUGCUGGAGGCCCAGCAGGAGGCGCUGGAGGAGCUGCGCCUCACCUCCCCAGAGCUCCACGCCCAGGCCAUCAAGCGGGACCCCAACUUGCUCCCCUUUGAGAGGGAAGGGCCAUACCACACACCCCCAGUCCCUACCUACCAGCCCCCUGAGGGCAGGUACAACGACAUCACCAAGGUAUACACACAGGUGGAGUUCAAGCGGUGAGCUGCAGAACCUACUGACCUUGAGAGCCUUGAGGACCAGGGCUCAUGCUGGUUUUUCCAGGAAGGCAGCAGGCUGUUAAUAAACUCAACUUUACUCCAGAAA